Lactuca saligna is the source of this 660-nucleotide messenger RNA. The record is from the annotation of a GenBank genome assembly. NCBI's taxonomy places the organism in Eukaryota, Viridiplantae, Streptophyta, Magnoliopsida, Asterales, Asteraceae.
AUGAGGAGUACAAGGUCGACUUCUUUCAAAUCGAGAUUUAAUAACACACAGCAAACAGUGGUGAAUGUAGAUGAAGACGAUGAUGAUUUUGUUUCUCCGCCUAUAGAAGGUGAAGGAAGUGAACCAAUUCAUAUAAAUAUCGUUGGAUCAAACAAAACAAUUGAACAGAGGAAAAAAACUUCAAGAUCAGAACAUGGAAAGAAAAAUGUAGAGUCUGGAAAAUCAGCUAAUAACAAAGAUAAACAAGAGACAAUAACUAUUGAUAGCACAAGUGUAGGAAGGAUGAAAAGGAAAUGUUCUGCAAGAACGACACCUGCUAAGGAUACUAAGAAAUCUGCAGAAGAAAAUGUUAAAGGGAAAAAACCAAGAAGUUUAAAUGAGUUACUUAUGGAGAGUAUGAGUGGGUCAAAGAGAGACAAUGAAAAGGUAGAAAUUGGUGUGGAUAUGGAAGAUAAGGAAAAUGUUGUAAAAAGAAAAAAGGCAGUGAAUGAUGCACAUUCAAAGAAAUCUCCAAAGAGAAAGAAGGGAAAAAUAGAACAUGAGAAUGUUAAAAUCAAAACGGUGGAAGGGAACAUUAGAAAUGUAAGAAAGGACCACCAAGAAGGUUAUAGAAGACUUGCAACUAGGAUGACUCCUAGAAAGGUUAGUGUAACGACCUAA